Olea europaea var. sylvestris is the source of this 1419-nucleotide messenger RNA. RefSeq names its product protein SYS1 homolog. Gene Ontology annotation, biological process: Golgi to plasma membrane protein transport; Golgi to endosome transport; protein localization to Golgi apparatus. Gene Ontology annotation, cellular component: trans-Golgi network; Golgi membrane. The record is from RefSeq and is a predicted model, not a curated record. Bases 455 to 910 code for a protein of 151 amino acids. The transcript is spliced from 3 exons. Lineage: Eukaryota; Viridiplantae; Streptophyta; Magnoliopsida; Lamiales; Oleaceae.
AAUUCUUUAGUUACUCGAUCUAGGAUUUAUCGCUCCUUUAUCGCGUCUUCUGUUAUAUAUUUAUAUCACUCGAAGACGAAAAAUCGUGUCUUCAGGAUUUAAUCUCUCUGGGAUUUGGUUCAGCGCUUCAGAAAUUCCUCUUUGGCCACGAAAAUCGUUUCUUUUUUAUUUCACUCAUUAAUUAUAUUCCAUUUCCCCCCAAUUUCUAGAUUGGAUUUACGCAUUAAUUUUCAAUUCAUUUCCAAUCUACUAAAGAAUACAUUUUCAAUUCAGUGAAUCGAAAAGGAAAUAUGAAUUUUCUUUGUCAAAUUCAGACCCGUUUGAGUUUCACCUCCAAGCCUACCCGCAGAAAUUAGGAUUCCGAUUUUUUGACAUCCUCUACGUGAAGUCAACAAAGUUUUAUUUUUUUUUUCUUGAAUUGUUUUGGGGAUUUUACAGAAAAAUCAACAAAGUCAUGUUCUAUGGUAAGGUGGUGUGGGAUCCAUUUCUAAUAGUUGCACAAAUCGUUUGCCUACAAUGUUUAUACUAUCUGACACUCGGAGUAUUUUUGGCCCUUCUUGUUGGGACGAGGGUUUCUAAAAUGAGCCUGGUUUAUUUCUUUGAUUAUGCUAUUGUUACUGCAUCUACAGUUACUGGGUGGUGCGUCAUUGCCUCAAUAUUUCUCAGUUGCGUUGCUGGGGCUGUUUAUUUAGUCUAUUUGAUUGAAAGGGCGAAGAAGUGCCUAGAUUUCUCAGCCACCCUUUAUAUCAUCCACCUUUUCAUUUGUAUCAUAUAUGGAGGCUGGCCUUCAUCAAUAACAUGGUGGGUAGUGAACAUUACCGCCUUUACAGUGAUGGCAUUCUUAGGUUACUGUUUGUGCAUGAAACGGGAAAUGCGCGAAAUUCCUACUUCAAGAUCCCGUUCAACAUAAUUAUUUGAGUAUGUCUUUUAAAUCAAUGCAGGUUUUUGACCAGUGUGGAACUUGCAAAUUAACUUUGAAUGAAGCUCAUAAGAUACCGAUUCGGCGUUCUUUUCGAACCACAUCUUGGAACCCAUUCAAGAGACUUAUAUUCCAUGCUGGGAUGUGCUACAGGUUAAAGUUUUUGAAAUAUGACAUGAAACCCAACCAAUUUCAAAAAUUGAAUUUGUCCCUGUACAAUUGAGGGAAGUAAUGAAAAUUUUGAAUGAUGUAAAAUGGCUUUAUGCCUAUGUUAUUUGCUAUAUCUUGUUUGGGUGACCAGUUUUGAAUGUCAAGAUGGAUAAUCUGACAUUUUGAGGAAGUUUAUAUUGUUUUUUUGUAGUGUUAAGUCCUACCCUAUUUUGUACUAAGCUUGCACAUGGAGUAUUAUUACUUAUUAGACAGGGAUUUUAAAUGUAAAUGGUCACCUUGACAUUGCCUACUUUAAUUCUACAUCACCACCUUUGACAUUGUCCAUAUCA